Molecule: messenger RNA, 552 nt
Organism: Suillus fuscotomentosus
Lineage: Eukaryota; Fungi; Basidiomycota; Agaricomycetes; Boletales; Suillaceae
Exons: 4
Coding region: 1-552 (183 amino acids)
Source: RefSeq, a predicted model, not a curated record
AUGACUCGCCCUCGAUUGCACUGGACUCCUGAAGAGAAAAUGGAGGCAGCAAGACGAUCCUGCAAAAAAUAUUAUGACCGGAAUCACGCUAUCAUCAGUUUGAAGGACAAAGCAAGCAUCAAUGUGGACUCUCAGAAAAUUCCUAAACAACGUGUUAAAUUAUGCGCGGGCAGGAGUGGGACUCUAGCAAAUGUAGAUGCUGCACUCAACCGCCUCAUGAACGGCUCCUCGACUGAGCUUUUUGACAACUUAGUCCACAAUUUCAAAGUGAGCACAGACAUCAAGUCUUGCAUCCAGGCUAUCACGACUUUGCUGGUAAAAGUAGAGGAACUCCAACAACAGGUUCAGGAAUGCCAUCGCGCAACUUUGCAACACCUUGGUGUGGGGAAGGAGCUGCGUCAGGUCGAGCUUACUGCUGGAAGAGUAGAUGAUGUUAACAAAGCACUGGAGGAUGUUCUCAUGCACGCUAUGGAUGAUAUACAUUCCCUCCUUUACCAUCAUGCGCGAGGUGAGCUGCUCUAUAAGAAGACCCCUGAUUUUGCUGUGUUGUAG